This is a messenger RNA of Platichthys flesus (European flounder), 4641 nucleotides long. RefSeq names its product ceramide kinase-like. Gene Ontology annotation, molecular function: kinase activity. Bases 183 to 1856 code for a protein of 557 amino acids. The record is from RefSeq and is a predicted model, not a curated record. NCBI's taxonomy places the organism in Eukaryota, Metazoa, Chordata, Actinopteri, Pleuronectiformes, Pleuronectidae. The transcript has 13 exons.
UGAGCUCCGCUACACGGACUCUCUCCUCAGAGGUCACCGCUGCUCGGAAGAGGCCCCUGCUUAUCCUCAUUUGGAGCCUGUCACUCCGGACACACAGCACAGAACAUGUGCGGACAGAGGUAACCGUCCCCCGGGCUGCUGCUGCCUCCCCAGCCGGCUGAAGGACUUGGCAGAACGGAUAGAUGCAGAUGGAGAGGCCGCGCAGGCUGCUGCUUCUGUCCGAGCUCCGCGUCAGAAACGCCGCGUACGAUGUGAGUCUGAGCCGGUCCCUGCUCACCUGGAAGAGACGGAUCUCCAGCCCGGUGUACCACCCGUUCAGACCCUCUGUACAUCACAGUGUGUCAGUGUCGGAGAUCAUCUCUGUCAGAGAGGAAGAGGAGGAAUACAGCAGCAGACAAAGAGACGAUGGCAGCUGGAGGAAGAUCAAAGAGAGAGACGGGAAGGACUGCAGGCAGACCUUCACAGUGUUAUAUGUGGAGAGGUGUCAGCAGCACCGCUGGCGGUGUGCUGAGGUCACCUUCACGUGUUCAGAUGAGGCACUGUGUCAACUCUGGGUCAGCAGCAUCAGAGAGCAGCUCGCCUCUAUCAUCACCAGACCCAAACACCUGCUGGUCUACAUCAACCCUUAUGGGGGGAAGCGACAGGGAAAACGCAUCUAUGAGCAGAAGGUCGUCCCACUGUUUGCUGAGGCCGGCAUCUCCACAGAUGUCAUCGUGACAGAGUAUGCCAAUCAUGCGAGGGAUCACCUGAGGACAGAGGCGGAGCUGAAGAAGUAUGAUGGUGUGGUGUGCGUUGGAGGGGACGGCAUGUUCAGCGAGAUCAUCCACGGGCUGAUCUUGAGAGCGCAGAUCGAUGGUGGCGUAGAUCCAAACUGUGCGGAUGAGGCGCUGCUUCCCUGCACACUUCGCAUCGGAAUCAUUCCUGCAGGUUCAACAGACUGUAUCUGCUUCGCCACUGUGGGCACCAACGACCCUGUGACCUCUGCUCUGCACAUCAUAGUGGGAGACUCCCAGCCCAUGGACGUAUGCUCGGUUCACCACAACAACACAUUCCUGCGAUACUCUGUCUCCCUGCUGGGAUACGGUUUCUAUGGCGACGUGCUAACUGACAGUGAGAGGAAGAGAUGGAUGGGGCCGGCCAGAUACGACUUAUCAGGUCUGAAAAUGUUCCUGACUCAUCAUUAUUAUGAAGGAACGGUGUCCUACCUGCCUGCCAGAGGCAUCAUGGGAACGCCACGAGACGCGGCCAGGUGUCUAUCAGGCUGUGAGGUUUGUCAGCACAACGGGCAGCAACUUGCAGAAACAUCUGAGAGGCACGAGAUGGAUGAGGCAUCAGAUAGCGAGAGUGACGGUGAGUGGAAGAUGAUCCGAGGGAAGUUUCUGGCUAUAAAUGCUGCCAGUAUGAGCUGUGCUUGUCCUCGCAGCCCCAAGGGCCUCUCACCUGCCGCUCACCUAGCUGACGGCACCACCGACCUCAUUCUGGUCCGGAAAUGUUCCCGCUUUAAUUUUCUCAGACACCUUCUGCGACACACCAGCAAAGAUGACCAGUUUGACUUGACCUUUGUCGAGGUCCACCGAGUGCGGCGUUUCCGCUUCACGCCUCGUCACUGCCAGAGUGACUCUGACCUGGAGCUGGACCUGCAAGAGCAUGGCAAACGCCAGAUCUUCAGCCAGAUCUGCCGAGACCACCCAGCUUGCAGCUGUGCCCCCGCCUACAGCAGCUGGAACUGCGAUGGCGAGAUCCUGACCCACACGGCCAUCGACGUUAGAGUGCACUGCCAGUUGAUCAAGCUGUUUGCACGAGGGAUCGAAGAACAGGCAGUGUUCGAGGAUCUCACCAACCCCUGUGCAAUAUAAACCCUUACCCCAAUUUCCCCCCAUCAGACACUGGAGUCUUCUCUCUGUUUCCAGCCAUCGCCUAUGUUACUGCUGCAGGAAUAGUCAUGCAACACUCAUCGCAUCCUUCACCAGGAGACUCAACAGGAUGUUGAAUGGCGUAUGACAAUGUAACUUCCUGGGUUUAAUAAUGUCCAAAAUGAGUUUCCUUAAAUCGCCUUGAUCUGCUUUAUAUGUAUCCCCUUGGAAGUAGCAGCUGCUUUUAGAAAUCAAACACAAAAUGAUAGACCUUGUGGAGAGAAAUGUUUCAACCUUAGAGUUUGGAUUAGUUGUGGAUGACACUGUUGGUGUCUUGUUGUGACAGCUGAGUGGUUGCCGGGUGUCUGACACCUCAAUCUUGUAGCCGCUUUAACUCAGACUUGUCUUGAUCUUGUCACUUUUUGAAUUGAGUUUUGUUGUCUCUGACUUGUCUUGGUUAACAGUCUUUUGUCUUGAGGAUGAAGUCUGGUAGAUGUAAGGGGUUUUGACUCGGACUUCAACUUGCUUGUCUAGCUUUGACUUGUCCAGGAUUAAUUCUCUGAAUUGCUGUAGAACUCAAGUCACAUCUCUAUCGACAAAGUUAUUUUCAAUUAUCUCCAAUUCACCUUGUACCUGUGAUUGUUUUGUCUUUGACAUGUCUUAAUCUUGGCUACCAGUUACUCUCAAUUGUAACUCCAAUCUUGACUAAACUCGACCCCUAUUUGGACUUGACUCUGAAACAUUUUGACUUGGACUUGUCCUGAGCUUGACUUAAAUUGCCUGUUCAUUUAUUUCUAGAUUUGUCUUUUUUGGUGCUGUAGUCUCGUCUUGAUUGUUAUCCGUUUUUUUAUCAUCUCAGAUGUGUCUCUGCCUUGAGUGUGUUUUGACUCGUACUCGACUCUAAUUUGUCUCUGACUCAACUUGUGAGUCAGUGGUCUUGACUGCAGCUCUUCUGCCAUACAACUGGGUUAGAAACUUAAUCUUAUUUGCACUUUGAAAUAGUUUCAAUUAUUUUUCAACCAAAACCAAUUCCUGAAUUUCGAAUUAUCUGUAACAUGUUUGAAGGAUGCCAGACACCUGCCAGUCAUUCCCAGGGUCAAAUUAUCCCUAUAGGUCAAGGGUUGAUUCACAAAGUAGAACCCCAUGCACAUGGUAAGUACUCGAAGGAAAAGGUAAUUCUGACAUGUGAUUUAUUUUUCACUGUUGAAUUUUUCUUUAACAGUCACUAUCUGUUUUUCAGCUGUGUGAAGGCUUCUGUUACAUUUGAUUUCAAAAUCACACCUAGUGUUGGGUUAGUGUUUCCAUCAUUUCUCAGGAAACGAUCUAAGCCUAGUUGUAGCUUUCAAGUUGUAUUUUUACAUAUAUGAAUUCUCAAUAGCAUAGAAAAGGACAAUUUGGAAAAGUGUAACUUUCAUCAAAACCAAAGUAGUCAGCCAAGCUGGUUGUGGCUCAGGAUGCUGUACAGCGUACAUAUGAAUGUUUUCAAUCGCUUUGUCCGAUGUGCAAAUCACUUCAGUCUGUUUGUGCAAACACGACAACACGUCAUCGUGAAAGUUUCCUGUUUUAACACCAAACUAACUUUGAAGGUAAUCUUCAUAGUCUUUGAAAUGAGCUGAAAUUGUAUCUGUAGCUUUCAUUCUGAACUGAGCUGUCAGUUGGUUCCUUUUUUUUUUCCUAAAACCUCAAGAUAAUCACAUGAACCUUCCAAGAAUCAGGAGUAAUGAUUCAACAAACAACACAAAUAUGUUUGUGCAAAGAAAAUUGUUUCAAAGCAAUUUUACCUCCUUUUUCAAAAACAAUUUAUUUGCUUUGUGUGAUCCUCCUACACUACAUGGCCCAAUGUAUCACUCCAUAGCUGCAUCCCAAAUGUGCUGCAUGUGUUUAGGGCUUAUAGACCAGUCAAGUUCUUCCACACCAACUGGGACGAUUAUUUUGUAUGAAGGUUACACAUUUUAUUGUAUUAGGUGCACAAUGAUGAUCAUUCAAAAUUUAAAUAAUGUUUUUUUUGGAAUUAAUAUGAUGGUUUCUAUUUGAUAUAUCUGGAUCUUUGUUUUGUAAAAUAGACAAAUCAGACUGGAAGUUGGGUAUCCGCACUGGACUUUCUGAGUAGAAGCUGUUUCUUUGUAUUUCAGUUAGUUGUUCAUUUGUUGAACAGCAGUUUUUGUUCCUUCCUGCUGAUGUUGAGCUGGACUCAAAUUGACGGAGGAGAGGACCUGUAGCAGCUCACGGUGCUUUUCAAAACUCUGAUCAAUCACUUUUUAGCUUUGUCCUGAUUUUAAUCUGACCAAAUACCCGCCUGGGUUCUGUGAUGUAGCUGUCUAUAACAGUUGUCUUCAGGUCUUCACAGGCUCAAUAUGUUGGACCCAGUACCAAGCAGACCCGUGGAAAAACAAUGUUAUUUUUACUUAAUAAAAGACAAACUGUUCUUAAGUAAAGGCAAGGAUGAUUAUACCUGCUCAAAAACGCCAACAGAGUAAACACCAGCAUUGGCAGCAGCGUGAUGCACCACUACAACAAUAACCAAAUGCCCUCACAGACAUGAUGAGCCCGACUGAGGUCUCAAUUAGAGCCUGGACCUGUGAAGACCUGUAGCGCAGCUCUUUCUCUUAUAUAGAUUCAUCUUUUUAAUUCUGUGUUUAGAUGAAUACUCACUCUGGAUGUUAAAACUUACCACUUGUGUGCUACCAUGAAAAUGCAUGACUGAGGUGACAUUUUUAUCAGGAGAAGAUUGAAUAUCUUCUUCAUAUUUAGCCUGCUGAAAUGAUUAAUAAAACAUGUUCGUGUUACA